Molecule: messenger RNA, 492 nt
Organism: Telopea speciosissima
Lineage: Eukaryota; Viridiplantae; Streptophyta; Magnoliopsida; Proteales; Proteaceae
Exons: 1
Coding region: 1-492 (163 amino acids)
Source: RefSeq, a predicted model, not a curated record
AUGGAGGCCUUGAAAGCAUCAUCAUUUCAUCACAUGGCCAAGCCUGAAGUCUCUAGCACUGUUUGGAAGAUGAUCUGGAACUGCAGGACCCUUCCCAAGAUUCGUGCUUUCCUAUGGCAUUCAUGUGGCAAUGUUGUCGCCUCUGCUGAUUGUUUAUCUUCGAGGAACAUCCCCAUUGAUCCUCUAUGUUCCAGAUGUGGAAAGGAAAAGGAUUCUGUAGACCAUAUCAUGUUGCACUGCCCAUAUGCCAAGGCAAUUUGGUUUGGGUCAUCUCUCUCUCACAGAAUUUCGAACAAUCCUUCUCUUUUGAUCCAUGAAUGGCUUCAACAUUGGCAAAACUUGGCUUUGCAAGAUAAAAACGCAGCUAGAGAAAGCUUCAGUAAAUGCUCUUUCCUCUGUUGGCAUAUUUGGUUGGUCAGGAAAGAUUUUGUCUUCUCGAAGAAGUUUAAAUCCCUUGAAGAGAUCAUUCGCUCUGCGGAAGCAGCGUUCUAG